Messenger RNA from Chara braunii, 3715 nucleotides. The record is from the annotation of a GenBank genome assembly. NCBI's taxonomy places the organism in Eukaryota, Viridiplantae, Streptophyta, Charophyceae, Charales, Characeae.
CAGUAUGAGCAAGGAGGGUCUGGAAGAGACCGGCGCAACGAUUCGCGCAGUCGGAAUGAGAGAGGGGGAUAUGGUGUCUCAUCAGAACCAUAUCCAAAGUCGCCUGACCCCAACGCGGCCAGGAAUUCGAUGUCUAGGGGCGCAGACGACAGGGCGUCUACUCUCAGGAACUCAUACGUCUAUUGUAAAGGAGAAGAUCAUAUCAAGAGGGAUUGCCCGAAUCUUAAACGGGCAAUAAAAGAGGGACUUGUCGUGCUUGACGACCGCAAGUACGUCAAGUGGGCUGAUGAUCUCGGAGAUGUAUCGAUGUUUCCUUCGAUGAAGGAGAAUGUCGAAGCAAGAAGAAUAAAAACGAGUAAAGGAAUGGAGCCGGUCAGGAGCCAGAGCAUCAAGAUAACCUUUGAGGGGGACAUGGCGACCACACCCAUACACAUAAGGGUGGCAGCCACCAAGUCGGCGAGAGGGUCUACAUUGAAGAAAACUGACACGGAUUACGUGAUGGCGGAGAAGGACGGGCAGCGGGUCGAUGGAGAGGAGGUUAUCCUUUCGCUGCGAAAGCGGGGAGUGAAGAAGUUCUUAAUGAAGAGUUCGCUGGACGAGAUUGACACGGUUGAGCCACUGAGGCGGGCCCUUCGGCAACCCAUGCAGUGCUCUAUUCUGGAGUACCUGGCGGCAUCGAAGUCGGCGCGUGAUGAAUUACAGAUGAUCACGCGGAAGACUCGCAUACCUCUAUCAGAGGAGGGUCAGGGAUCCCCUAAGGCGGAAGCGUCUAUAGUAACAGUAACGGGGCUGACUGCCAGAGCGGAUCGCAUGGCGACAGUCCUUCUCGAUGGAAUUGAAGGUGUGCCUCCAGAUAAGUUUUAUAUACUUGGUAGCGGGGCCGUGGAGACGAUUAUAAACGAGGAAGCGGUACUCGAUGCUGUGAUUGAUAACGGCAGUGAGGCUGUCAUCAUAGACGAGGACCUGGCGGUACAAGUUGGACUGGAUCUCGAUAGGUCAUACCUAUUCGAGAUAGAGACGACUGAUGGGAGAAAGCAACAGAUCACUGGGGUUUGUCACAAGGCAAUCCUAGAGGUCCAAGGGGUGCGGGUGACCCUGCCUGUCUUUGCAGUCAAGAACUGCAGCUCUGACCUGCUCUUGGGUCGAACGUGGCUCAGCCACGUGCACGCGGUAACGAUAGAGCGACUUGAUGGGAGCCAAACAUUGUCCAUUAAGAAGCCAGACGGGACGCGGGUAAUGAUUGAGACAGUGGAGCCUCGGGACCCGAGGAACAGAGCAGCUCUCGCUGUGGGUGCAAGAACCAGUGAUCAGAUUAAGUCGUUGCCUAUCUCCAGCCGCGCGGUGCGAUUUCGCGAGAAGAAAUAUGGACCGCUGCUCACAGAAGAAGAAGGUCGGAUCGUGGAGGUGGAAGAUUUAGGAAGCCGGCUAAUAGUAGACGGCAACUCGUACCCGAAGGAAAAGGAUGAAGAAUUUGGCGGAUCAGUAGACAGGGAUGAGACAGAGGUUAUACCUGGAGUUAGAAGAUUCGUCGAGCAGCACCUAAUAGACAUUUGCGCGGUACUCGAGCAGCUGGGCGAUGCGAAUUUGACAGUCAGCGGAACCAAGAGCCGAUGGGUCGUCUCGACUAUUAAGAUCUUGGGCUUUAUCUGUGACUCGAGUGGACGCCGAGCAGAUCCGACAAAGUUAGAAAAGCUUCUGAACUGGCCCUCACCAUUACAUAGCGCAACCGAGGUCCGACAGUUUCUGGGAGUGGUUGGUUACUGGCGCAUAUUCAUACGGGGAUAUGCGGAGAAGGCUGAGCCAUUAAGGUUACUCCUUCGAAAGACUGAGAAAUUAUACUGGGAUUCUUCGCAGGAACUCGCGAUGCAAGAACUUAAAGACGAAUUUAAGGAAGGAAGGCGCAUGUUGGGUGUGCCAUUCUUUGACGAUGAGACCGAGAGACCUUUCAGAGUAUCCACGGAUGCUGGACCAUGUUCAGUCGAUGGUUUGCUGUCUCAGAAGGACGCAGGAGGGAAGGAAAGACCGUUGAGAUUUGAGAGUAGGACACUUAAUACGGCUGAGCGUAACCAUAGUCAAUUCAAAGUGUUAGCUGUUCUUCGGUGUCUGGACACGUUCAGACACUAUAUCUAUGGACGACAGUUCAUCUUGAGAGUAGACCCCACCGCGAUAGCCUCUGUCCUCCAGAAGGACUUUAGUCUGACGGACCCGACCAUCGCCCGAUGGUUAAUACGGAUUCGGCUAUACGAUUACACGGUUGAGAGAGUAUCUGGUACUGAAAAUGCUGUGGCAGAUGGACUUUCACGCAUCCCUCUCGAGCGCCCGAUAGUAGUUGGGGCUCUGACAAUGGCAGAGCUGAGACGCGCCGAAAGAUUUAUAGUUAAUCUUUACGAGGGCAAGUACCGAAUAAUCGGGCUACACCUGACGGGAGAGGAGAGUCAAGAUUCAGAUAUCCGGAGGCAAGCAGCCCAGUACUGUCUUCGAGCGGGUCACCUUUUCCGAAGGCCARUAGGGUCGGGAAUGCCCUUGCGAGUAGUCUGUGACCCAGAGGAGAGACAGACAAUAGUUGCRGAACUUCACGACGGGGUAGUUGGAGGACACAGGGGAAUCAAGGGAACCUACGAAAAGAUACGCCRGCUGUACUGGUGGGAUGGACAGUAUAAGGACGUCGAGAGGUACUGCRCGACAUGCGAAGAGUGUCAGAAGAGAGCUCUUGUGAAAUACAAAGAGCCACUUCAUCCAUCCUAUCCAACGCGACCAGGAGAGAAGGUACACAUCGAUCUGGUGAAAAUGCCGAGAGGGGUGGGCAAUAUGAACUACGCCGUGAACAUACGAGACGAUUUCACUGGGUUCGUGGACGGUAGACCUAUCAGGAGGAAGGCGGCAAAGGAAGUAAAGAACUUGGUCCUAGAGUACUUAUCUAGGUAUGGAUGUGUCGGCAAGAUAGUGAUGGACAGAGGGGCGGAAUUCCUAGCCGACGAGGUCGAGAGCGUGUUUAGGAGAGCUGGUGUGAGAGUUUCGAUAGCCAUCGCCUAUCACCCACAGUCGAACUCCCCAGUAGAAAGGAGGCACCAGACCCUGAUAGCGUCGCUAUCCAAGUGGUGCAGAGGUAAGGACAGUGAUUGGCCACGAUAUUUUCGAUACGCAAUUUGGGCGGACAACGUCACGGUCCGGGCUAGUACCGGAUACCCCCCGUACACCUUGUGGUUUGGGCGACAUUGUCCGCUUCCCAUAGAAUUUCACGUCGACAGUUGGACAACCGUUGACUGGGCAGAGGAGAUGUCCAGAGAGGAACUCUUAGCUGCUCGAACAAGACAGAUAGCCUACGGGUUGGAAGAUAACCUUAUGACAGCAGCCGAUCGUUUGGCAGUGGAAAGGGACAAGGGAAAAGAGAGAUGGGAUAAGACCGUGAGAAUAAGGAAAGAGAGGGUGAGCGUAGGAGAUAUGGUCCUUCUCUACGACGCGGCACUGGAGAGGACCUGGACCGGAAAGCUUGCCAAUAGGUGGAUGGGACCUUACAGAGUGGUUGAGGCCAGGGUUGUCGAGCCCCGGCCCCGGGGCCCCGGCGGGGUUCCAAGGUUCCGGGGGUGGGCACCCCCAACCCCGGCUCCAGACCCCCCCGCAAAAAAAUAAAAUAAAAAAAAUAGUGGGGGGUGCGCAGCGAAAGCGCGCACCACAUGGGCUAAACCCCAAAAAUGGGGUUUUAUGCCCCACCCCG